Desarmillaria tabescens is the source of this 972-nucleotide messenger RNA. RefSeq lists its product as uncharacterized. NCBI's taxonomy places the organism in Eukaryota, Fungi, Basidiomycota, Agaricomycetes, Agaricales, Physalacriaceae. The coding region runs from base 1 to 972 and encodes 323 amino acids. The transcript is spliced from 7 exons. The record is from RefSeq and is a predicted model, not a curated record.
AUGGCAAGACGCACUAGAGGAAAGCCCUUCAGUUCAGAAGGCGAACCCGAUACUUCAAGGGACCGAGAGCUCAAUACUCUUUCUGGAUUCCCUGGGUCCAGCUUCAGACGCAACCGAGCGUUCUGUAUCUCCUCUGUCAAAACAUCGAAUGAGAAGGCGAACCUUACACUGACUCAGUCGGGACGACUGAGUCUUAUCGGCAAUUCAUCAUUCAACUCUCAUCAUCAUUCCUCGUACCUGAUCCACAUCAUUCAUGACCCGCUCAGUCACAUCGCCCACACGGCAUUACCUCGCCAUGGACCAUAUCACUGGGACUCUGUCAUGGGCUCUGCAGCCAUACACGGUGGGAGGUGGCACCAUAUGGAUAAUGCCCUUCCCACUCGCAGGAGUGCUUCUAGCAUCAUCAUGCUCACACCAGAUCAUCGGAGCAUUGCCACAACACAACCAUCAAUCUUCCCUGAUAGACCGAUCACACUCUAUGGGCCAGAUCCUUCUUCACCCAGUCAUGCUUCUUUAGGAUGGACAAGCCGCCACAUACGCUCCUCAGAAGACAGCGCCCUAUGGACGCUGGCCUUCUUACUCGCAGGAGGGCUUCUCCUAUACCAAGCACCAUAUGAUACAGAGGACAUAGAAGACAGCGCUGCAUUGGGACAGUACACACCAAGACACAGGAGCGAAACUCCCUGUUUCGUGCCUAAGGACUAUCGUACCUUACCUAGCGAUUGCAACACCCUCUUCACAACUGAAUCACCGAACGCAAGUGACAGUUUAGAGGCAACCGUUGUUCAAUCCAAGUUAGCUGCAGGAACUUUCAAUGUUCUCAAAUUUAAGUAUUCAUACUUAUUUAAUGAUGUUCAAGGUCAAUCUGACUUGGACUCAGACAUGGUUAGUCACCAGAUAACCAGCAUCAAGACUACUUGGACACUCAGAUUCAAUGUUCAGGCCCACAUGCUUCAGAACCACCAGGAGUGA